This is a messenger RNA of Papaver somniferum (opium poppy), 663 nucleotides long. Its product is annotated as F-box protein CPR1-like. Bases 1 to 663 code for a protein of 220 amino acids. The transcript has a single exon. The record is from RefSeq and is a predicted model, not a curated record. NCBI's taxonomy places the organism in Eukaryota, Viridiplantae, Streptophyta, Magnoliopsida, Ranunculales, Papaveraceae.
AUGGCACCAGGAGCAAAAAGCGAUGACACAUGUGAGUAUGGAUUUGGUUAUGAUUACAAAACUGACGAUUACAAAUUGGUAAGGCUUGUGAUCGACUGGGAUUUAAAGUGUUCUGAUGUUGAUGUCAAUACAUUAGGAUCAAAUACAUGGAAAAACACUCCAAGCAUACCUUACUAUCCUUAUUACCAAGGAAUUUCUGGUGUGCUCUUUAAUGGAGUUCUUCACUGGAUUGCACGUAUCUUUGGAAAUGACUCCACUGUGAUGAUCUGUUUUGAUAUAGUCAAUGAGAGAUUUGAGGAGGUAGCAGUUCCAGAAGCACCUAUGCCAUAUCAAAAAGAACCUAAUUGGGAAGGAAAUGUGUUCAGUAUGACUGUGGGAGUAUUGGAAGGGUACCUAUGUUUAGGUCUUCAUGUUUUCAAUGUCUGCGUUGAUGUAUGGAUGAUGGAAGAUUAUGGAGUGCAAAAAUCUUGGAUUAAAAGUUUCUCCAUUACCCAGAAAAGUAUAACUAAUAGCACAUAUUGUGCGUUAAUAUGGAGUUUCAAGAACAAUGAGAUUUUAUUGGAGGUUGACGACAAAAAUUACAGAAAACUGAGGUUGGAUUUUCAUUUCACUGAAAGGUUUACCAUAGCACGGACUUAUAUGGUUAGUUCAGUUUCUCUUUAA